This is a messenger RNA of Vicia faba (fava bean), 1854 nucleotides long. The record is from the annotation of a GenBank genome assembly. NCBI's taxonomy places the organism in Eukaryota, Viridiplantae, Streptophyta, Magnoliopsida, Fabales, Fabaceae.
AUGCUAGGUAUAAAAAUGAACUUGGUAAUAUUGUGCUUCUUCUUGAUGAACUUAAGGAUGAGUUUGGGUGAUAUUGGAGAGCAGCCACUUUCAAAGAUUGCCAUUCACAAAACCAUUCUUGCACUCCACACUUCUGCCUCUAUUACAGCUUCCCCUUUUCUGCUUGGAAAUAAGGGUGAGGAUGCAGAAUGGGUGACAGUAGAGCUUGUGUCCCCUGAACCAGCCAUUGAUGAUUGGGUUGGAGUUUUCUCUCCAGGAAACUUAAAUUCAUCAACAUGUGCACCCAACCCAGGUGGUAUUGGAUGGGUAGAAACUCCAUAUAUAUGCACAGCCCCAAUAAAGUAUAAGUAUGCCAACCAUUCAAAUCCAAACUACAAAAAGACAGGAAAAACUACUUUGAAGUUCCGAUUGAUCAAUCAACGUUCAGAUUUUUCCUUUGCAUUAUUUUCAGGUGGAUUAUCCAAUCCUCAACUUGUGGCAGUUUCCAGCAACUCCGUCGCAUUUGCAAAUCCUAAAGCGCCUGUGUAUCCCCGACUAGCUCAUGGCAAAUCUUGGAAUGAAAUGACAGUUACCUGGACAAGUGGAUAUGACAUAGAUGAAGCUGUACCCUUUGUGGAAUGGGGUCCAAAGGGAGGAAGACAGAUACAAUCAGCUGCAGGAACAUUGACAUUUAAUCGUAACAGCAUGUGUGGUGAACCUGCACGAACCGUGGGCUGGCGCGAUCCUGGUUUUAUACACACAAGUUUCCUUAAAGAACUUUGGCCAAAUACGAGGUACACCUAUAGGUUGGGACAUUUUUUGUCUGACGGUUCUUAUGUAUGGAGCAAGAGGUAUUCAUUCAAGGGAUCUCCAUAUCCUGGACAAAAAUCAUUGCAACGUGUAAUCAUAUUUGGUGACAUGGGAAAGGCUGAGCGUGAUGGUUCAAACGAAUAUGCUGAUUAUCAACCAGGUUCCCUUAACACCACAGACCAACUCAUCAAGGAUUUAGACAACUUUGACAUUGUUUUCCACAUAGGAGAUCUUCCAUAUGCAAAUGGAUACAUCUCACAGUGGGACCAGUUCACAGCUCAAGUGCAAGAAAUUUCUUCAACAGUUCCAUAUAUGAUAGCAAGUGGAAAUCAUGAACGUGAUUGGCCAAACACUGGAUCAUUCUUCAACACUCCGGAUUCUGGUGGAGAAUGUGGAGUUCCUGCAGAAACCAUGUACUAUUACCCUGCUGAGAACAAAGCCAAAUUCUGGUAUGCAACAGAUUACGGCAUGUUUCGUUUCUGUAUAGCAGACAGUGAGCAUGACUGGAGAGAAGGAUCAGAACAAUACAAAUUCAUUGAGAAUUGUCUUGCAACUGUAGAUCGAAAACAACAACCAUGGUUAAUCUUUGCAGCACAUCGCCCCCUCGGUUACUCUUCUAACUCUUGGUAUGCCAUGGAAGGGUCAUUUGAAGAGCCCAUGGGAAGGGAAAGUUUGCAAGGGCUAUGGCAGAAGUACAAAGUAGACAUUGCAUUUUAUGGUCAUGUCCAUAACUAUGAAAGAGUCUGCCCCAUUUAUCAGAACCAAUGUGUGAAUAAGGAAAAAUAUCAUUAUUCUGGCACUGUGAAUGGAACAAUUCAUGUGGUUGUUGGUGGAGGGGGGAGUCAUUUAUCAGACUUCACUGCAUCACCUCCAGUUUGGAGUAUUUUCAGGGAUAGAGACUAUGGUUUUGGCAAACUAACAGCAUUCAAUCACUCAUAUCUGUUGUUUGAGUAUAAGAAAAGUAGUGAUGGAAAGGUGUAUGACUCUUUUACCAUUUCUAGGGACUAUAGAGAUGUCUUAGCUUGUGUGCGUGAUGGUUGUGAGAAAACCACCUUGGCAACCUGA